Closterium sp. Yama58-4 is the source of this 1032-nucleotide messenger RNA. The record is from the annotation of a GenBank genome assembly. Lineage: Eukaryota; Viridiplantae; Streptophyta; Zygnematophyceae; Desmidiales; Closteriaceae.
AUGGGCGGAGCGAUAGAUGCGACUUCGGGAGUGUGGGAUCUCACGGUCGCCAGCUUACCGCAACUCCUUCGUCAACUGUCACCAUCCCCGCUAACAGCGCUGAACGGCAGCGGCGGCUUGGGGAAUGAUAGUAAUCUUUUACUGACGGGUCGGCUCUCACGUGGCAUGCAGUCGGGAGGUGAUCUCCUAUUGAGAAGUUAUCCUUUUUCCGACGGACCAUUCUGGCGCGAAAUCUUCCCUGGAGCUGAUUUUUUUUCCGAUGGCUCCGUCUGGCGUGGUCUGCGCGACUCGCUGCAAUACCCCGGACUGUCGCGCGACGUGUGUGCGACUGUAAUGACGACGGGGCUCGUCGUCGCAUGGCUGCGGCUCUUCGACUUGCUCGCGCGACGAAACUUGGUCGAGCGGAAGCUGAGUCGCAAGGUCCUGCACAUCACCAUCGGCCUCUUCUUCGUCUUCGUCUGCUGGCCGCUCUUCAGCGCGUAUCCGCAGGCGCGGUUUUUUGCAGCGGCGGCCCCCGUGGUCACGGCGGUGCAGCUCUUGCUCCUAGGGCUCGGCGUGACGCGCAGCGACGGCAUCGUUAAAUCUAUGAGCCGCAGCGGUAGCAAGAGCGAGUUGUUAAGUGGGCCUUUAUGUUACGCAGUCACCAUAAUGCUCAUGACUGUGGUGUUUUGGAGAACGUCGCCUGUGGGAAUGCUUGCUCUUGUCAUCAUGUGCGGUGGAGAUGGGGUGGCGGACAUCGUGGGGCGGCGGUGUGGUUCCUGGAAGCUUCCAUGGAACGAGCAGAAGAGCUGGGCUGGCAGUGCUGCCAUGCUGUUUUGCGGAUUCGUCCUCUCACUUAUCUAUUUAUGGUUCUUCUGUUUUCUCGGCUUUUUCUCCUGCCCCAUCCCCUCCCACCCUCUCCUCCGGGUGUUCCUAAUAAACCUCGGAGCUACAGUAGUUGAAUCUCUGCCUAUUAACGGAUACCUUGACGACAACAUCUCCGUUCCAGUCACGGCUGUGCUUUUAAGCAAGCUGCUACUAGCGAGUGCAUAG